UGGGACUUUUAUGGUAGAAGUUUUUCUGUGGUAACUACCCCAAAAAUAAUGUCACUAAAUCUUUAUUCAUCUCGAUUUGAUAGUACAACCUAAUUAACCUUGAAAGGAUUUUACUUAUGAUCUAAGACCUUGAUCCUCCAACUCCUUGGCCUCCACAGAAUCUCCCAAGCAUGGCUUUUUAAUUAGUGCUUUUUGUCCCAUGUAGCAUUUCUUUAGAGUUGAUUAUUUUAAAUAAGGAGUGACUUCUUAGAAAACUCUGUUCUUUUCUAGGUUUUUCUCUAACUUGAAAACUAAAGCCAGUGAAGGUAUAUUGAAAUAAGGUGGUACAAUAGGAGCUAGCCUGAUUGAAGAAACUUGUCAAUGAUUGUACUUCAUAUUGGAAUAAAGUAGAACCUGGAGUAGAGAUUUUCCCACUUUAAGCAGUUUUGAUGGCAGAAAGAAGAAGGUCCUACAGUGUAGGGGAAGCAAUGGAGGAACUCAUGGGACCUGAUGGACAAAAAUGGGCCAAUAUGGAUCCAGAAGAACAAAUGUUAGCAGCUGCUACAGCUUUUACCCAUAUCUGUGCAGGGCAGGGUGAGGGAGAUGUCAGGAGAGAAGCCCAGUCUGUCCAAUAUGAUCCCUACAGUAAAGCUUCAGUAACCCCAGGAAACCGAUCUGCUCUUCCUGUGCACCUGCAGUACCCAUACGUAGAAAAUAAUGUCACUUCAGAAACAGUCUCAGAGGCCUCCAGAAGACUCCGGAAGCCAGUGAUGAAGAGAAAAGUGCUGCGUAGGAAGCCAGGUGGGGAAGUAUUAGUGACAGAUGAGUCAAUUAUCAGUGAAUCAGAGUCUGGUACAGAAAGUGAUGUGGAUCUCUGGGACUUAAGACAAAGGCUGAUGAAUCUACAGUUCCAGGAAGACAGGGAAUCCCCAGUUGAUACUUCCCAAAAAUUUAAUCUACCACAUGAAUAUCAUGGAGUCUCUCAGGAUCAGCUCAUUUGCUAUCUACGAAGAGAAGGAAUGGGCCCUCCAGCAUAUGAACAAGACCUGAUUGUUGCCAGCCGACCCAAGUCCUUUAUUCUCCCAAAGCUGGACCAGUUAAGCCGAAACCGGGGCAAGGUAGACCGGGUAGCCCGCUAUUUUGAGUACAAACGAGACUGGGACUCAAUGCGGUUUCCUGGUGAAGAUCAUAGGAAGGAAUUACGCUGGGGUGUCCGAGAGCAGAUGCUUUGUCGAGCAGAACCCCAAUCGAAGCCUCAGCACAUAUAUGUUCCAAACAAUUACCUAGUACCAACUGAGAAGAAAAGAUCUGCCCUCCGUUGGGGUGUUCGUUGUGACCUUGCAAAUGGUGUCAUUCCCAGGAAGCUUCCCUUCCCUCUUUCUCCUUCUUAAGUCUUUUUUUUUUUUUUUUUUUUUAACCUAUCUCUUCACAAGAUUGUUUGGGAUAACCUGGUUCUUUAUAGCUCUUCUUUUAUUUAAAUUAGUUGUUAGAAACAAUUAACUUGAAAGCCCUUGGGACAUUAUAGAGUAAGGACUUCAGUCAUCAUUGGUCUAUUCUAGGUAUAUAUCACAUUGGUAUCAGAUGCCACUUAACUUCCAAAUUACCACUCUCAGAGUCAGCAAUUGCAGGAGAAAUCUUGCCAGAGAAAGAAAAACAGACCUGUCUUUCUGUUUUGUGAGAUUAGUAAGCAAAAUCAGUUAGCACUAUUUCUGUUCUACAAAUCUUUUUACCUUUGGCCAAUGUGAGUUGCUCUUUUUAUUAGUGUGUUUUUCAAGUUUCUGGGCAUUAAGCUUAUCCAUUAAAGAAUUCUGGAAAUUUGUGAA
Molecule: messenger RNA, 1802 nt
Organism: Ceratotherium simum simum (southern white rhinoceros)
Lineage: Eukaryota; Metazoa; Chordata; Mammalia; Perissodactyla; Rhinocerotidae
Source: RefSeq, a predicted model, not a curated record